Molecule: messenger RNA, 1312 nt
Organism: Trachymyrmex cornetzi
Lineage: Eukaryota; Metazoa; Arthropoda; Insecta; Hymenoptera; Formicidae
Exons: 5
Coding region: 199-696 (165 amino acids)
Source: RefSeq, a predicted model, not a curated record
UCUUUGCGUCAUAUUGUCCAAAAGUUAGGACACAAGGCGCGUAUUUUCCCUCAAUCCGAGGGACACUCCAAAAAAAAAAACUUUAAUAUCUCGGUUCGCAGGGCCGUCCCAACGUUCUUUCUUACAGAUUCUUUCGUUUUGUGCAAAAACGUGUCGAAUAAGCCUAAUUUCAUCGAAAUCGGAGUUUUGGAAAUCAUAAUGGCAGAACAAUAUCUUGCUUGGGAUCUCCUUUAUCUGGAACAUAGAGAAGGACGAUUAGAAUGUCAAAUACAAAGAUAUAAUUGGCGUGAGCUACAUGAUCCAUUUGACUUGCACGAUAGUGAAUUUGUACAAUUAUACAGAUUAACUCCAAACAUUGUAAUGGAACUAACAGAUAUUUUAAGACCAAAUUUGGAGAAUCGAAAUCGCAUAAAUGGAAUCAGCCCUGAACGUCAGGUUUUAACUGCGCUCAGAUUUUAUGCUAUUGGCUAUUUUCAAGGAGCAAUCGGUGAACAGUGGGAUAUUGCGAUUAGUCAACCAUCUGUCAGCCGCUACGUACGUAAAGUGACUGAUGCUAUCAACAAUACCUUACUGCGACAAUGGGUUAGAUUUCCCUUGACUGAUAUUGAACGUCAUAUUGCCAGAGAAAAAUUUAGAGUUGCACCCCAGCCAUUUAUGGGUACUAUUGGGGCAAUUGACUGUAAGUAUUUAUAUUAACAUAAAAGGGCCGAUCCGGCAUGAAGAAGCUUAUGUCAACCAUUGGGGUAAUCACACAAUCAAUGCACAAGUUAUCUGCGAUCCUGAUCUCAAAAUUUUAAAUGUGAAUGCACAAUACCCCGGCGCACGACAUGACGCAUAUAUAUGGUCGAAUUCACCAGUACGCCGUAUUAUGGAACGUAGAUUUAAUAAUGGAGAACGUAAUACUUGGUUGAUUGGUGAUGACGGAUAUAGUCUCGAACCGUGGUUAAUGACUCCCUUAAAACAUGAACAACCAAAUACACCAAGGUUUCAAUAUAAUGACGAUUUAUGCAGCACCAGAUCAUGCGUUGAAAGAUUAUUCGGCGUGUGGAAAGCCGUAUUUCGUUGUUUAUCGGCACAGAGACGUCUAAUGUACGAACCAGACAUGGCCGAUAAAAUAGUCAAUGCAUGCGCUGUCUUGCAUAAUAUGAGAAUCCAAAAUUGUUUAUACGAUGUAGAAGUUGAUGAAAAUGAAGUGGCUGCAUUUCAUAAAAUAGGCCUAAUGUGGCUGUCGAACAAGAUGAUAGAGGCAACGUAUUUCAAGGACGGGCACUUGCUACUCGUAUACAAGAACGUUUCAUUGCUCGUGAAUAUG